CGGAUAAUAAAAAUAACAAUACAACACAACAGUAUCUUUGACAAGUCACAAAAUGGCGCGAACAAAACAAACAGCUAGAAAAUCUACCGGAGGUAAAGCGCCAAGGAAACAGCUAGCGACGAAAGCGGCUAGAAAAAGCGCACCGGCCACUGGUGGCGUGAAAAAACCGCACCGUUACCGCCCGGGAACAGUCGCUCUGCGAGAAAUUCGAAGAUACCAAAAGAGCACUGAAUUGCUAAUAAGAAAACUCCCGUUUCAACGGCUAGUGAGGGAGAUAGCCCAAGAUUACAAGGCGGAUUUAAGGUUUCAAAGUUCAGCGGUAAUGGCGCUUCAGGAGGCCAGUGAAGCGUACUUAGUAGGUCUUUUUGAGGACACUAACUUGUGCGCUAUUCACGCCAAAAGGGUGACCAUAAUGCCUAAGGAUAUCCAACUCGCAAGGCGCGUUAGGGGCGAACGAGCGUAAUUAGAAUUCUACAGCGCGCGAUGCAGCUUUGUGAAGAAUUAUUUAUUUGAUGAUUAAAGUUAAUGACAAAGCCCUUUUCAGGGCUGCA
Molecule: messenger RNA, 551 nt
Organism: Pectinophora gossypiella (pink bollworm)
Lineage: Eukaryota; Metazoa; Arthropoda; Insecta; Lepidoptera; Gelechiidae
Product: histone H3-like
Exons: 1
Coding region: 53-463 (136 amino acids)
Cellular component (GO): nucleosome
Molecular function (GO): protein heterodimerization activity; structural constituent of chromatin; DNA binding
Source: RefSeq, a predicted model, not a curated record